AUGGAUAUCAUCGGAGCCCGCGAUGAUCCAGAUCCAGCCACAUAUGGCCGUAGCUCAGAUAGUGCAGAUACGUUAUUGAUAUUGUAUGGUUCCCAGACAGGUUCGGCCAAGAAGCUGGCCUUCCAAUUCGCCAGUGAGCUUCUGGAGAAGUACAAUAAAAAGGUCUCCGUUGAUGCCAUAGAUAAUUAUGAUUUCAGUUCACUUAUCGACAGCACUCAACAGAUGACAAUAGUAUUCUUUAUUUCCUCUCAUGGUGAGGGGGAGCAGUGUGAUAAUGCGUCGAAAACAUUCAGCUAUCUUUCAGAACUCUGCUCCGAGAAAAAGCAUCAUUUCAGAUACCUUCAUUAUGGUCUUUUUGGUUUGGGAAACUCUGCCUACGAUAUUUAUCAGGGAGCUUCUAGAGAUUUUAAGAAUUGUCUCAGUCACCUGGGCUCCACUUUACUUGGUUCAUAUGGUGAAGGAAACGACGAAAAAGGAGAAUUACUGGAAGACUAUUUACAAUGGAAAAACCAGUUCAUGCCUACUUUAGCUGAAUUCCUCAAUUGGGAGCCUUCACAAGAAACAGUCUACAAGCCUUCAAUCACUAUAUCUGAGGUUUCACCAAGAAAGCAUGCUAAUGGAGAAAUAGUAUCAUCUCUACGAGAUCUGAAUUUUCUCGAUAGGCCUCCAUACCAUGUCGCAAAACCAUUCAAAGCAAGAUUCACCAAUUUCCAAAAAUUCACUGAGGGACAGAGAUGCCAGUUUCAUUGUGAAGUCAAUUUAGAAGGAGCCAGAAUGAAGUAUCAAACAGGAGACCACUUAGGGGUCUAUCCAACAAAUCGGCAGGAAGACGUGUCUAAAUUCAUGUUUCUAUUUUGCCUCGGACAUAAAGCGGAACAAGUUGUUCAAUUGAGAUCAACGUUGCCUGUCUGGAUCCCAUCUCCCACAACUUACAAAGCAAUAGUUCAACAUUACCUAAACAUCAACUCGGCUAUAUCCUCCCAAAUGUUGCAAACAUUGGCAAAAUUCGCACCCUCCAACAUCUCCAAGGAACGCCUUUUGAGACUUUCGUCUAGGGAAUCAUUCACGAAAGAAGUGGUUGACAAACGAUUGACCAUUUGGGAGGUAUUACUAGAGGCUUCCGACGGUCAUCCUUGGCCCGAUGUCCCAUUUUCUUUUCUUAUUGAAUCGCUGGGUAAACUUGAACCAAGAUAUUAUUCAGUAGCAUCAUCAGAGCUGUUAUAUCCUGACCAAGCACAUCUCACCAUAAAAUGCGAAAGGGAGCAAGUCAAAGGCAAAAUGUUCUAUGGUGUCUGCUCAAAUUUCAUCGAAAGCAUAUGUUUUCACAAGACGGAUCAAGUUGAAAGACUUACUGAUUGGCAGACAGCCCCAGUUUUUGUUAGGAGAUCUAGCUUCAAGCCGCCUUACAAUGGGGCUAGACCAAUGAUUAUGGUAUGCGUGGGAACAGGUAUUGCCCCGUUUAGAGGAUUUGUCCAACAUCGCAUAGCCUUGUCUGCUGCAAAUGAUAUUGGAAGAAUGCUCCUUUUUUAUGGAUGUAGAGAUAAGUCCGACAUACUUUACCCCAACGAAUGGCCAAAAUAUAGCAAAGCUUUGGGAUCGAAACUAUCCGUUCAUUUUGCUUUAUCAAGAGAGGACUCUCUUCGCAAACAAUACGUUCAAGACAUUAUUCUACAGCGUUCGAAAGAAAUUUAUGACUUGUUGGAGCAAGGAGCGCAUUUCUAUGUUUGUGGAGACGCCCUGAAGCUAUCGAAUAUGAGCAAAUUAAUCAGACAGAUAUUAACGCAACAAAAGAGCAUCAAUGAAGAAGAGGCAACAAAGACGCUCAAACAAUUGAAACUGAAUGGGCGUUAUCAAGAGGACCUGUGGUGA
Ogataea angusta is the source of this 1869-nucleotide messenger RNA. RefSeq lists its product as uncharacterized. The transcript has a single exon. The record is from RefSeq and is a predicted model, not a curated record. Gene Ontology annotation, molecular function: flavin adenine dinucleotide binding; NADPH-hemoprotein reductase activity; FMN binding. Lineage: Eukaryota; Fungi; Ascomycota; Pichiomycetes; Pichiales; Pichiaceae. Bases 1 to 1869 code for a protein of 622 amino acids. Gene Ontology annotation, cellular component: cytosol.